AUGUCUACAGCACAUGGUGCUCUAUCUGCUCUGCUGCUCUGGCUGCAUCUUGCCAGUAUCAUUCUUCUUCACUCCCAUAGUCAAAGAAAGCUUUCUCCACUUCCUGUUGGAGUAGCAUAUAAGGACUCAUGUCCAUUGUUGGAGAAAGUGCUUCAGACCCUUGAAGCCACCCUAGAGGCAUCAAGAGAGUCUCUGGCAUGGUGUCUAAUGCCAGGCUCAGAGGAUGCAGUUGAGGGGGUUGCCCUCAUCAUAUGGAUAUUGCUGGGGACAUCUGGAUGCUUGACUCAUUGGACUAGCAUGUUGGUUCUUGGCCUUCAAAAUUCUGCAACCCAAGGGUUGCUAGGGUCUCUGAUAAUUGCCAUCAGGGGUCAGAGACUGUCAGGCAGAGAGAGGGAUGUCAUGAAGGGGGAGUGUCUGAUGGCCCAGAUGGUGAUUGAUUGGCAUCCACAGCACAGCUGUAUGAUCACCAAUAAUCCUAACAAAGUUUCAAUGAUAGAAGUGAGAAGUUUGAAGAACUCAUGGGUGAAGUUCAGAUCAGCAGGGUUGAUGGCAGAGGGUAUCUGGUUUCUCAGCACAAUUGAGCUUGAGAAAGAGAAGCUAGAAGCUUCAAACCAAUUGUUAAGCCCAAAUGACACAUGA
Guyanagaster necrorhizus is the source of this 639-nucleotide messenger RNA. RefSeq lists its product as uncharacterized. The record is from RefSeq and is a predicted model, not a curated record. NCBI's taxonomy places the organism in Eukaryota, Fungi, Basidiomycota, Agaricomycetes, Agaricales, Physalacriaceae. The transcript is spliced from 4 exons. Bases 1 to 639 code for a protein of 212 amino acids.